AUGCGCCUCCGCUCGGCCACGCCGCUGGCCGCGCACGCCGAGCGCGGGCUUCGGGACUGCAUCCAGCGCCUAUGCCGGCUGCGCGGAAGUGGGCAGUGGCAGGAGGCCCUAUGGCAACUGCACGAGAUGCAGCACAGUGGGCCGAGCCCCAAUGUCAUCGCCUGCAACGUCGUCCUCAGCUCCCUGGAAGCAGGCCAGGCUCAGGCCCUGGUGCAAGAGCUGCCCCGCAUGCGACUGCAGGCCGAUGCAGUGACCUAUGGUUCCCUCAUUGCGGCCCACGGGCGCGCGCGGCAGUGGGCGGAAACCCUCGCGGCAGUGGAGGUCAUGAGGGACGAGGGCGUGCAGCUGGAUCUUGUGACAAGCAGCACUGCCAUCAGCGCCUGCGCAAGGAGCAGCAAGUGGAGGCAGGCGCUGGCCCUCAUGCGCGCCUUGGAAGGCGAGCGCCUGCAGCCCGACGUCGUCUUCUACUCCGCCUGCAUCGACGCGUGCGCGCAAGGGCGGCGCUGGACCAUGGCCGUCCAGCUGUUAGACCGCAUGCUGGCUCAAAGCUCGCCGGCAGCCGCGGGCAACGUGAUUGCUUACGCGGCCGCCCUGCGGUCUUUGGAGGCUCACUGGUCUGUUGCCGUCCAGCUGCUGGUAGACAUGAAGUGGAAGCGGAUCUCACCCGAUGUGGUCGCUUUCAACGCGGUGCUGGGAGCGUGUGGCUCUGCGGCGCAGUGGGAGGCGGGGCUCCAAGUGCUCGCAGCCAUGGCGGGGUCGCGAGUGGCGCAGGAUCAUGUGUCGAAGGCUUUGGCCAUGAGUGCAUGCGCCCAAGCAAAACGCUGGGAGACGGCUCUGGCGCUCUGUCCGGAGCCGGAGCAUGCCAUCACUUGCAGCGCGUUCAUCACCGCCUGCGGCCAGGGCCGGCGUUGGCAGCUGGCUUUGCUGGCACUCAGUGAAAGUGAGGUGGCGCGCCGAAGCACGGUGUGCUGGAACGCCACCCUCAGCGCCUGCGAUUACUGGCCGCGCUCCCUGCUGUUGCUGCAGCACAUGGCACGGCGGCUGCUUCGUACCGACCUCACCGGGCAGAACGCCCUUCUCAGCACGUUGGAGAAGGGAAGCCAGUGGGCACUUGCCUUGGAUGUCUUCUGGACGCUGCGGCAGCAUCACUUGCAGCCCGAUGCCAUCUCCUUCAACUCCGUCAUCAGUGCCUGUGAAAAAGGCCAUACCCGAAACCCUCGGCCCUAA
This is a messenger RNA of Symbiodinium natans, 1227 nucleotides long. The record is from the annotation of a GenBank genome assembly. Lineage: Eukaryota; Dinophyceae; Suessiales; Symbiodiniaceae.